ACAGCAAUUUUGUCUGUAAUUUUUGUAAUUUUAAAGAAUUUAUAUAUUAGAAACAUGAUCACCGGUUUUCUUUUCGGACCAUUUCGGACCAUUUCGGACAUUCAUAAGUAGUCGGCAGAUUUAUACACCUAUUGCAAAUACAAGUAUGAAAAGUUUAAUAAAAUAUAAAGUUUGAUCAAAUUUUAUAUUCUUUGCGAUGUGAAAGCAUUAAAGUCAUUGAGAGGUUGGGGUAAUUUUAAAUGAAAAAAACGCUGAAGUAGAGUAAAUCUACCAAUACAUAUUUAUUCUAUAGAGUGGUGAUCUCACAAGCUGAGGUUCGUUUCUCCACCGCCGACGGCGUGGAGAUAGAAAAUCAUCAAACCUUAUAUCAUAACACUGUCACAGAUCCGAAGUUUAUACAAAAGCAUGCAUAACCAAUAACAAUGCAUAAGAUCAUAAGACUGAUUUAUUAUAAAACAAGAUUCAUUAUUAUUAUUUGUUUAGAACACAGCAGAUUUAGUUUCAUAGAUAUGUCGUGUACACGAGUCAAAUUUCGUGGAGAAGUCGAAGAUGUAUUUAAGUUAGACCAAAAAGACGUUUAGGUUUUUUAAGAAGGAAAAUAAGAAUCGUGUUCGCAUGCUAACAAUUUAUUUUAUCGAUCGAUAUGUACUUUAGAAGUUAAUUUUGAUCUAUUUAGGCCCAUAAAUAAUUUUAUUUGUAGCACACAUAAUACACUUUUAAUACAUUUUUAUACUCUAUUAUUCUCUUAUCUCAUCAGCAACUGUUGCGGUACAAAAAUGAAAUGAUAAAAUACAAUUGCCGACUAAAGCGUGGGCAUACAGAUCGCUGAAUUCAAUAAAUGACUGAAAUCAUCAUGACGAGUAAUGUGACUAGUAAAGACUUAACAGACAGCGUGGACGACUUGAUAGGAAAAGUGAAAUCACUAGCAUUAUUAACUGAGACUCCAAAUGCUAAUGCAAGAUAUGACCAAUGUAUGACCUGUGUGAAAGCAGAUAAACCAUUAUCAAAUAUUCAAAUGGCUGUGUACCACAUAUUGCAUGAAAUAAUUGACCAGAAAGUGAGCAAAAUCAUCCUGAUCGACGCGCCGAGCGGAACAGGCAAAAGUCACCUUCUAUCUUCCUUAGCAAAGUGUUACGAUGAAACAACACAGUAUGCUGUAUUCAGAAGAGAUCAAGCGAGCGAGCUUUCAUUAAAACAGAUCUCAGCGUACACGUACGUUUCCUACAACAUGCGUAAUUUUAAACUAAAUUAUCAUGAGGCGCUAAUGAUGUUCAACGUUAGGGGUCUAACUAACAUUGACAUUCUUUAUAAGCUCAUUACGUACGCAUCGAAGUAUGUGUACAUUUCUGAUAUGGUAAAAGCUAUUAUCUUAGACGCGUACACUAUAGUUUCACCAUUCAUGUUAUUGUUGUUGUAUAUAGUAUCGUUAAAGCAUAAAAUAACUUUAAUUUUCGCCGGUAACAAACUGCAGCUAAGUUCCAUUAGUACUUGUUCAGAAUUCCAUAACAGUAAUAAUUUCGAUUUGAUUGAGGUAUUUAAUGAUGUGACGAUAAACGAGCUAACUGCUAAUUUGCGUUCCGAUGACAAGAAUUUCUUAGAAAAAGUGUCAUGUUUUCGUGACAUGAUCGCUAGCUACAAAGCUAAAAAAACUGUUCCGUUUCACUUUAAUUUACGUUACUUUCUCUACUGUCUUUUUCGAAACAAAUUCGAUCCAAGAAUUCAAGAAAAUUUUGCUGCUCUUUACAUGGCUCCAUUUCACCAUACUAUCACACAACGUUUGUAUCGUUUUAUGAAGAAUCCGGGCCUAAAUCAAUUUCGGGUGGAGUCGUUUCCAAUGGUGCCUUUCAACUUCGACGAGAAAAUUCAAGAAAGAUACAAAUUUUUUCCAGGAUUGCUUUUGGUAAAAGGUUUUAAAUAUUUUUAUGUCACUAGUGCAGGCGUUCACCAUAUCGUUGUAUUAGAAGAAAUGAUUUUUGUUGCUGCUACCUUGGCAAAGUUAGUUAUUCGUUACGCAGAUGGCAAUAGGCAUACAAUUGAACGUGAAGAACUGAAUUAUUACCAAAUUUUACCAGCUUAUCGUACUUGGUUGGAACAUAUGCAGUUCCCAGAAAAUAAGCCUAUCUAUCAAUUUCCGUUGAAGCCAUAUACACUGACGUAUCAUGCUGUUUUAGGCCGUACAAUCAGUGAUAUUGUCGAAUUUAGUACAAAUUGUUCUGACGCUAGUUCCAUUUAUGUCGGUCUUUGCAGUUUGCCAUCAGAGUCACAUAUUCACAAAUUUCAUGCUGCAGAAGAUUUCUUAAGUUUUUUAGCGACCGAUUUUAUGGCGACUGUAGAUAAGGAAGAAUAUUAUUAUCGUUGUCCACCAUACGAUGUAGGUUUCAAUAUCUAUGAAUAUCUUGGCAAUCCAGACGGCGAGGAGUUCAUAAAGUCCUUUUUAAUGGGAAUUGGUUGGAUUACUGUGAGUGAUAUCAACACGUUUGAGGAUAAGAAAUCGACAUGUUUCUUGCGUAUUAAACGUAGCGAAUAUGAGAAGCGAAAAAAACAGUUGAAGGAGUCGAAACCUACAACGUUAAUGGAAAUGACUAAAUUCGUUAAAGAUAAACCAUCUGUGAUACUCGAUACUAUGAAAAAUAUGCACAAUGAUACGGUUGAUAUUAAAAAUAUAAAAUCCAAAAAAUGGAGACAGUCACCGACAUACAAAUCCUUAGUAAAUGCAUAUAAUGAGUGGUUUUCGCAGGAGAAAGCAAAAGAUAAAGCAAAAUAAGCUAUAUUUUGUAUCUCUUUAUAUCGUUAUUUAAUAACAUAAAUUUAUUAUAUAUGUAAGUAUCUUGAGUACCUUAUACUAAGAAGUUAGUAGUUAAUCUUGCCUACCAUAAAUGGUAUUUUUUUGUUAAAAUAUAAAGAUAUAUAUUUUUAUUAAUUUUACGGCAAUAUAUAAGAAGUUAUAAAAAAAGAUAGUUGAAAUAAACAAUAUUUUUGAAGAUUUUUAA
Megalopta genalis is the source of this 2990-nucleotide messenger RNA. Lineage: Eukaryota; Metazoa; Arthropoda; Insecta; Hymenoptera; Halictidae. The record is from RefSeq and is a predicted model, not a curated record.